This is a messenger RNA of Ambispora leptoticha, 341 nucleotides long. The record is from the annotation of a GenBank genome assembly. NCBI's taxonomy places the organism in Eukaryota, Fungi, Glomeromycota, Glomeromycetes, Archaeosporales, Ambisporaceae.
UAAAUUUUGAAUCUGAGAGUAGAGUUUGUGCUUUUGCCGCUGGAAAAUAUGCCAUCACUCCUGGAUACAGUGUGCCUUGCUAUAUGUACGUGGAUUUUAAAGAUAACAUUUAUGUAUAUUAUAACAUACAAAUAGACACUAAACCAGUGAUAAAUUUUGGUGAAGUAAUGCAUGACAGACACAUCAACAAGUAUGAAGCAUUACUAAAAUCUUAUGAUAAGGAUUGCGAACAAGAAAUCAAAACGUUCUCGUCGAAUAAAUCAUCACCUUAUCAACCGAUACCAAAGCUUACAUCCUUCUUUAAUCAAUGCUUGUACAAAUUGGAUAACUAUAGAAAUUGA